AUGUCCCUGGAGGGCGUGGCCGGCAUUGGCAUAACCAAGCGGCCGUCGCAGCAAUGCCCGGACGCCCGGCGCGCGGAGGCACAGGAGGAUACGGUGGAGCAGGACACAGGGCCAUGGAUCGCGAGGAAGAAGGUCACCGCGCUCGCCAUCUGCCUCGUCGCGCUGCCCGUCCUGAUGACCACGGUUAGCCGCCGGGACGCGCCGUGGACGGCCGCGUCCUUCUGGCCAUUGGCGUCCACAUCCACGAAAGUUUCCAAUGCAGAGAAGCUUCUCGGGGGCCUCCUGGUCCCGGGGUUCAACGAGCGGUCGUGCCUCAGCCGCUACCACUCCGCGUUCUACCGCAAGAACAUGGCGCGGUCACCGUCCCCGCACCUCAUCAAGCGGCUCCGGGAGCACGAGGCGCUGCAACACCGGUGCGGCCCGGGCACCGAGGCGUACAGGGCCGCGGCCGCGCGGCUCAGUUCCGGGCACCCCAACGCCACGGACGGCGACGACGCCGCCCCGGGCGCCUGCAAGUACCUCGUGCUGGUUCCGUACAGGGGCCUCGGGAACAACAUCCUGGCCAUGGCGUCGGCGUUCCUCUACGCCGUGCUCACCGACCGGGCCCUGCUCCUCGACCGGACGACGUCGCUAGGUGACAUCUUCUGCGAGCCGUUCCCGGGCGCGUCGUGGCUGCUGCCGCAGCACUUUCCGAUCAGGAACCUCCAGAACCUGACCGGCGAGGUGCCUGAGAGCUACAGGCACCUGGUGCAGAGCGACGACGCGGCGGCGUCCGUGUCCCGGCGCCGCUACGUCUUUGUCGACCUCGACCACUCCUGCACCUACCACGACAAGCUCUUCUUCUGCGACGACGAGAGGCGGUUCCUCCACCGCGCGCCGUGGCUGCUGAUGAGGACGGACGGGUACUUCGUGCCGGCGCUCUUCCUGAACCCGGCGUACCAGGAGGAGCUUGACCGGCUGUUCCCGCGGAAGGAUGCCGUGUUCUACCUCCUGGCGCACUACCUGUUCCACCCGACGAACAAAGUGUGGGGACUGAUCACGAGGUUCCACGACUCGUACCUGAAGAACUCGGACGAGCGAUUGGGCAUCCAGAUCAGGGUGUUCGACGGGGACACUCCGUUCCAGCACAUCUUGGACCAGAUCCUUGCCUGCACGUCGCAGGAGCACCUGCUCCCUGAUGUGGUGACGCAGGAACCGCCCCAUCCGUCGACGACCGGUGCCCAAUCGAAGGCGAUCGUCACCAGUGGCUGGUCGACGUUCGGGUACGUCGGCCACGGGCUCGGCGGGCUCACGCCGUGGAUCAUGUUCAGGCCCGAGAACCACACCACGCCCAACCCGCCGUGCCAGCGGGCCAAGUCCAUGGAACCGUGCAUGCACGGGCCGCCGUUCUACGACUGCCGGACGAAGCACGGCGCUGACACGGGAAAGCUGGUGCCUCAUGUGCAGCACUGCGAGGACAUGAGCUGGGGGCUCAAACUUGUUCACCCCGAGUGAAAAGUGCAAUGAAAAUAAUAGAACUCUGCGAU
This is a messenger RNA of Setaria italica (foxtail millet), 1526 nucleotides long. Its product is annotated as galactoside 2-alpha-L-fucosyltransferase. Gene Ontology annotation, molecular function: galactoside 2-alpha-L-fucosyltransferase activity. NCBI's taxonomy places the organism in Eukaryota, Viridiplantae, Streptophyta, Magnoliopsida, Poales, Poaceae. The record is from RefSeq and is a predicted model, not a curated record. Gene Ontology annotation, cellular component: membrane; Golgi apparatus. Gene Ontology annotation, biological process: cell wall biogenesis; xyloglucan biosynthetic process. The transcript is spliced from 3 exons. The coding region runs from base 1 to 1494 and encodes 497 amino acids.